GCAACCACAGCAAAAACACAUACACGAACUCUAACGACUAUACUGAAAAAUCAAAACAAUAAAUGACAAGUCAACUAGAUCUAUAGAUCUAUCUACAAUGAAUGAGAUUGUGCUUUAUAUCUGAUCUUCCAACUGGCCCUUUUUCUUGAUAAUAGAUUUCUACUUCAAACAAACCAGAAAGUGAGAUAAUUCAACUAGAAUAGGCCCUACGCAAUAUUGACCAAGAAGAAAACAAGAAGCCAAGAAGUACUGAAGAUGGCCAACAGUGAAAUGGAUGACCUCUAUACAGAUGUCUUUCAAAUUCCUGAAUAUGGUACAUCUCCAGUAAAGAAAAAAGCAAAGUAUAAUGCUUCAUACCUCAGAAGCUCACAACCAAGAAGUGCCAGAGAUGGAUUUGUGUCACAGAAUGAUGAAUCUAGUGUAGAUUUGUAUGGGGAUCUUUCCAUGGAUAGUAUUCAUUUUAAUGAUCAGCAGUUUAAUUCUCCCAAGAAGAGAGGAACCCCAAAUUUAGUCAAGGAUCAAGGUCAAGUAGAAAAUAAAACUCCUGAAUAUGUGAACAAUUUAGAUAUGUAUUCUGAUUUACUAACUUCUGAACUUACAGAAAAAGAACAGCUCAAACAGCAACUUUUUGAAAUAAAGUCUCUAAAUGAGAAAUUACUACAAGAAAAUCAAGAACUUAAAAAGACUAAAGAGCAGUUGAGUAAAAAUAUAUCAUCUCUCUUUCUGACUGCCAAAAAAGAACUUCAGAAAAAAGAUGAAGAAAUCACAUCUCUAAAGAGAUCUCUGGAUGAACAAAAGUCUUUACUGGCUCAAAAAAACAGUGAGAAACAAGCAGAAUGUAAACAAUGUACAUUUUAUGAAGCUGAAAGACAGAAAAAUAAAGAACACUUUUCUUCCUCUCUUGAAACAAGGAGAAGAAUAAGCUUAGUAAGUCAAGAUGACAAUCCAAAUGUAACGAAAAAUUCUUCAGGGCGGUAUUUUGAUAUUAACAAUUCCAGUCCAAAAUCCUUGGGUGAUAUAGACAAACUGAAGCAGAAGAACACUGAUAAAGAUCUUAAGGCAAACAGUGUUGAUAAAAAUACACUAGAGGCACAACUCAACAAACCUACAACUCCAUCAAAUGACAAUGUUUCAUUUGACUUGAGAAGUAAACUGAAACAAAAGUUAACAGACAAGUUAGGCCCUGCUGAAUUAAAGUCAAAAUUGUCAGAAAAGAAAGGCCUUUCUGAAAUAAAUUCAAAAUUGGGUGAUAGACUUUCUUGUUUCAGACCAACUUCUGAGGGAAAAGAAAUAAUGACUGGAAGAGAAAGCCACAAAUCAUUAGCUAGUACACCAAAAGUUGUAGAACAUUUCAAUAAAAAGCUUAGCAAUAAAGUUGCACAUACCACUGAAGGAAGAAGCAGUGGUAAUGUAGAGAAAAGAUAUCACAGUGAAAUUAGAGAUAGGCUUCAGCAGGAAAUCAACCAGUCUUAUUCUUUAGCUGCUUGUAAAGGUGUAGCUACCCGCAGAAUGACCAAAGAAUCGCAAGCUGGCAAAAACAAUCUGCCAUCUGAGACAGUUUCUGAUAAACCAUUAUCAAAUAUUUCACCCUUAAGCAGAAAUGAGAAGAAAGUUAACGUGACUGAUUCAAAAUCUAGUAAUAAACCAGCUAAUAUACCUCAUACUGUAAAUAGGGAGAAAGUCAACACAAUAUCAUCUCCGAUGUCUGAUCAAGAUUCUACUGCUCCAGCUCACACUGUGUCCAUACCAUUUAACAAUUUCAAAGACUCUAUAUCUGACCCUGCUUUAACAAACGAGACCUGUCCAUUUGAAGUCAACCAUGACUCUGUCUCAAAGGAGAGGUCAGAUUCAGUAGACCUUUCCAGCGUUGCAGUUCCUGGUCAUGAUAAAAAUAAACGAGCAUUUCCUAUUUCAGAUUUGAAAUCUAUGUCAUCUGAUAUAUGCCCAAAUGUUUACUUACCUUCAUUUGAAACCACAGGUCCUUAUAAAGAACCUGAAAUUAAUCACUGCACUGAAGUUGUAAAAAUUCUGAGCACAAACAAUGGUGUUGAUCCAACGUUCAGUUUGUAUGAAAGCAGAUCAUCUGAUUCAAAGAAAGGAUCCUCUGUUGACACCAGGGUGGCAUCUAAUGAAUCUCCAACAUCUAAUGGUUCAACAAGCAGCUCAAAAGACUCAAGCACACAAAAUUCUUGUUCUCAUAGUUCAGACAGUGCAGCCAGUACUUUAAAGUCUAACCAAAGCUCCAGUGAUUCUGAUAAAAACAGCAACUGUAGCAGUAUCCAGCCUUCUGAGAAACGAGCAUCCUUAAAUGAAGAGUUUUCUGGCACAAAGUAUCACCCAGUUUCCAAUGGUGAAUCUUGUAUCACUUGCACCUCCAACCUCAUUUUACUUGGAGAUGAAGAAACAACUUGCACUACGUUUAGCCCCUGCAAGCCCAACCUUUUACCAUCUGAAUUUUAUCCACCAGGGGUUAGAGCUUGUGUACAAGACAAAGGUUCUCAUGCAAGGCACAUCCGUGGGCAACCAGAAGUGAUACACACAAUGUCAGAUUUGAAUACAUCUCAGUUCAUCACAGGCAGUAAUGAGAAUGCUCAGACAAAUGCUAACAAUCCUGCACAAGAUGCAGUCAAGCUUAAUGCAGAUUUGUUCUUAAAGCCAACAGAUAUAUUUAGGAUAGACAAUGAGGCAGACCUACCUGGGGAGUCAAGAGAUAUUAAAUACAUAUCAGCAGUGCAAACAAUAUUUGACCAAGUGUUUAGACAGCAGCUUUCUACAUUUAAAGAACAAACUGAUGCUAACCCAAAUAUGCUUUAUCAGCCUCAGCUUAUACUAUAUUUCAAUAGUUUUGGUAAAAAAAUUGUUCAGCCAAAAAUAAGCUUGGUGAAUAAUAAUAAUAACUUAUCUAAUGAUAGCAACAAUUUGAAGACUGAAACUACACCAAAGAUAACAGUUUCUUGUGAAGGAAAGGGCUCUCUCUCUACAGGGGAAUCUUCAUCAAAUCCUAGCAUAAUUCUGCAGACAAAUUCUAGUAACCAAAAUGAAUUGACAGAUAAAGCCUCCAGACUUGGCACCAGGCUGGUCACACACCCACAAGUCUCUCCAGAAAGUUGCAUUGUUAGCUCUUGUGAUUCUCAGUUAUCUGGACAGUUGUUACAGCCAAAAAAUCUCCAUCAAUUUGAGUCAGACAUUACUGGUGAAGCGGAAAGACAAGACCAUUGUCAUGUGCUAGACCCUGCUAAUAGUUUACACCCAUCAAAUGUGACAGUAAAGAAAACACAAGCUUCUGCCAUGCUUAAAGAACCUACCCAUUUAAAAGCUGCUUUUGAAAUUAGCCCAACCGAAUCAACUAUAUCUUUAAGUGAGCAGCUUUAUCUAAGUGAUGACGAAGCAACCAAUGAAAACAUGCCAGCUGGCUCAAAAAUAGAUGCUAAUAACAAAUUAGCAAAACAAAAAAGACAUUCGAGGUUGCCCAGCCCUGCUAUACAAUGUGAGAAUAGCAACUUUUCCUUAGAUAGAAGUACAACCAAGCAGUCCACUUCUAACUUUGAAUUAGUCUCAAAUACAUAUAAAGACCAAGAGCUACCUCAUGAUGAAAUCAGUUUAAUGGAAGCUAGUUUGUCUGAGUUUGAUUCAGAUGUUUCCGGUGUUAACAAGUGGCCUACAGCUUCUCCUUUAUCUUUUAAACAUCACCUUAGCAAACACAACAUACGCAGUCAAUACAUGUCAGAUAUUGAAAAACCAUCAGGCAGGUUAGAACCCACACAAACUUAUCUGGAUGAUCACUCAGAUAAUUUGCUCAGCAGGCACAGAACUUUUCAAGAGCUGAAGGAGAAACAAAUUGUGAAAUCUACAUUUGUUUAUGUGCCAAACAGUACAGAUUCAGAGGAUUCUGGUGAUGAUAGGGGCAUGCAGUCUUCCAAGGGUAAUACUCUAUCACAAGAAGAUAUUGAUUUAAUUCAAAAAAUGAGAAAAGUGAAAAAGAAAUUAAAUCUAGAUUAUGAAUCUCCAGUGCAAGAACAUUUUCAGGAUUCCCUACCUUUUCAGAGCCCAUUGAUUCAAGUUUCUGAGUCUGUACUGAGUACUCCUGUGCACAUAUCAAGUGAUUACAACCAUGAAAGUUGUCAGAGGAAUUCUUUCAGUGAAAGUAAUAGUAUAGGGACAAUCAAAGAAAACAUUUGUAUCCCCUCUAAACCAAAUGAUGCAUUGCCUGCUGUAGAUCAUGUUCCCUUGUUAGAGAAUCAGUCUACAAAUAUGCUUUGUGCAUUGCCAGUGGUUCCAGUGCCUGAUAUUGAAGAAGGAGAAAUCUUAGAGGGAUCUACAAUCGAUAAUGUUAUGAAGGACAAACCUGCUGACGUAAAAUUAAUAAGGGAAAGAUAUAAUACAAAGGAGAAAAAAGUGGAAUCAGAACAAGAUUAUACUUGGAAAAAGACAGGUCUUAAUUUAGAAAAGAGUAGGAAGAGAGAACGGUCAUCUUCAUCAGAUCGGCACGCAAAAUAUACUAAGGCAAUGUCUGGUAGGAGAUGCUCAGGCAUGUCUUUGGUGGAGGAUGGAAGAAGAGGGGACAGAUACAAGGAUAUAAAUAAGGCAGACUGGCAGUUUGGUGAUCGAGAAGAGAGGCACAGGAUUAGUAGAGAGCUGAAUGAUCAUAGAACUACUCAUAGCAGGAAUAGUUCAAAUGGCCACACUUCACGGGACAACAGGAGCAGUUCAAAGGAAGAGGUUCACAGGAAGCAAACAACAGGAAUUGACCAAAUGAGUGUACCAAAAACAUUUAAAAGGAGAGUAAGAAGUAGUGAUAGAAACGUGACUUCACCUUCAAGAUGCAGGAAUGGAAGCAGACACAGGCGUGAAAUAAAAUCUCCCAACUUAGAUAAAGAUACUAGGUACAGAUCAUCUUUGUUAUCACCAAAGAGGCGUAAAAAUCACAGGGACCCAAGCCAAUCUCUUAGUUCAGAGUUGAUCAACAGAAACCCUAAUAAAUCUCAUAGUUCUGAAUUCACAUCUUGGAAAGAAAUGUGCAGACACAUAGAUCAAUCAAGUAUACAGAAUUAAAUGUAGCAUGUUGCACAUUGUAUCUAGUGGAAGACAAUACUCAUGAUUUUUCUUUAGUAUUUCUUCAUAUUACUAAAAAAAAUAUCUUUAGAUGAGUAAGUUGUAAUGCCAAGACCAGUGGUUCCCAACAAUGAAAGAAAUUAUAUUCGGAUGUUGCUCUCUUGUUAGAUCAAUUACAUUUAUUUUUUUAUAAAAGAUGUUUUAGGCAUAGUGAGUUCUUUAUGCGGUCAAAGAUACUGCAUAGUCCUUAAAUAGUUGGUAACCAUUGGCUAAACAUCUUAACCAGAUAUUGGAAGUAUAAAAUUCAUUUUUUUUGUGUUUUACAAAAUUAAGCAAAAGUUUUAAAUGAUUUUUAAAGGUUUAUUUACACUAAAAAUAUAAUUCUUUUGGAUAAGUUACCUUUGUUUUAAGUAUUCACUUUUUCUUUUUCUAUACAAAAAAACAAUGAAGUGUAUAAUGUAUGUAAUUAACUUUGGCAUACUUUUACACCUGUUCUCAACAACUACACAAAAUAACCAUGCGGUAUUUAUUUUGUGAGAAAUGUGUUUGCGCAUCUUGGGCAUUAGUAUACAUAAUAUUGUUUAUGAAUAAGUAUUUAUUAAAUUUCAUACCAUUUAUUUU
Messenger RNA from Physella acuta, 5673 nucleotides. RefSeq names its product rho GTPase-activating protein gacU. The record is from RefSeq and is a predicted model, not a curated record. Lineage: Eukaryota; Metazoa; Mollusca; Gastropoda; Physidae.